AUGGAAUUAAAGGUUGCAGAAGCGGAGAGAGCUGUUCCAUUUAAUAGUGGGUUUCUAGUUGGCGUACAAGUUCGUCGCACAGACAAACUGAUAUGGGAAGCGAAAUAUCAUGCGCUGAAAGAGUAUAUGACCUGGACAGAAAAUUGGUUCAAAGUUGAAGAGCAUCGCUUUCAUGCUUCUCUCGAACGCAAGAUGUUUCUGGCAACUGACGAAGCGGCAGUAAUCGAUGAGGCUUUUGAAAAAUAUAAAAAUUAUCAAAUUUUCACAAAUAGAAGCAGAGCUCUAGGAGCUAAAAAGGAAACGAGAUUCGCAGAGCCAUCUCUCACUGGCAUCAUCAUAGAUAUCUACAUGUUGUCAAGGUGUAGUCACUUGGUUUGUACACUCAGCUCGGGGGUUUGCCGGCUUGCUUAUGAGCUAAUGCAAGCACGGUUCUUACGUACUGGAAACGAGGUUUAUUCUGUUGAUGGCGAUCCCUACGAAAGAGAACAAAUUGUCGUUUACGAACAUAAAGCCGAAUCUGAAGAAGAAAUUGACAUUGUUGUAGGAGAUCACAUUAAGUGCACGUUAAACCAAGGAAAUGGUUAUUCUUAUGGUUUAAACAACAGAACAGGAAAAACUGGAAGGUAUCCCUCUUAUAAAGUGCGCAACGUUUGGGCAACUUACUAA
Messenger RNA from Enterobius vermicularis (human pinworm), 666 nucleotides. Lineage: Eukaryota; Metazoa; Nematoda; Chromadorea; Rhabditida; Oxyuridae. The record is from the annotation of a GenBank genome assembly.